Molecule: messenger RNA, 2676 nt
Organism: Daphnia pulex (common water flea)
Lineage: Eukaryota; Metazoa; Arthropoda; Branchiopoda; Diplostraca; Daphniidae
Exons: 1
Coding region: 1-2676 (891 amino acids)
Biological process (GO): DNA integration
Molecular function (GO): nucleic acid binding
Source: RefSeq, a predicted model, not a curated record
AUGAAAGGACUCAAGGAUCUACAUAAUUUGGAGAUCCCACGAUGGAUUGGAUAUUCAAAACCUUCCGUCGUUUACGCAGAAAUUUACGUGUUCGGCGAUGCAUCAGAGGCAGCCUACGGAGCAGUAGCCUACGCACGGCUCCAACUGGAGAACGGAACUCCUUACACCAUUCUCCUAGCCAGCAAAACGAGAGUGGCGCCUCUUCCAAAAAAGAAAGUAACGUUACCCAGACUCGAACUACUAAGCUCUUUGUUAGCAAUCCGUUUAGGAGAAAAAAUUCGAACCUCCCUUCACACCGAGUCAUGGAAAACGACUUACUGGACAGACUCCCUCGUCACACUUGGAUGGAUUAGAGGAGAUCCUUUUCGUUGGAGACCGUUCGUGCGAAACCAAGUGGAAACCAUCAGAAAAUUCUCCAACGCGGAAUGGCGGAGACAUUGCCCCGGAUUGGAGAAUCCAGCCGAUCUCGCUUCGCGGGGAGCGCCAGCGCAUGCGCUGGUGGAAUCGAAACUUUGGUGGCACGGACCAACCUGGCUAACAGAAGAAGAAAGCGAAUGGUUGAAUUCUCCAGAAAACCAUUCCACCGAAACUCAAGAGAAAAUCGAGGAAGAGGUCACGAAGAAAACGGCGACCGUCUCCUUUGCAGUGGUCGAAACCGCCCAGCCAAUUGAAUGGCACCUCGAAAAAAUCUCUAUAUGGACAAAACUACUUUUCAGAACAGCCUGGAUCAACAGAGCGCUCAACCGUAUGAAGAAAAGAACGCGCGGCCCAGGACUCGAACUAAAAGAAAUAAUCACAGUCGCCGGAAAAGAAAUUACAAUCGACAAGAUAGUCACCGAAGAGCUGAACGAAGCGGAGCUAGCCAUCUGCAGACACCUCCAAGUAGAACGCUAUCCCAAAGCCUUUUGGACACUCCAGCUCGGACUGCAGAUUCAACCAAAGGAGAAAAUCACAUCGCUCCGACCGGUCUGGGACAAUCGAGAUCGACUCAUCCGAGUCACUGGAAGAGUGGCGCUCGCCCUCAGGGAUCGAGACAUUCAACCACCGAUCCUUCUCCCAGCAAACCAUCCUGUCGUAACAAUGUUGAUAACUAACAAACAUGUAUUUAAUUCACACACAAGAGUAAAAACGACACUGUCAGAACUGAAAGAAAAAUAUUGGAUCGUGAAGGGCCGCCAACAAGUGAGAAACGUUUUGUACGCCUGUGUGAAGUGCAAGAAGCUGACUUCACCUCCUUUCCGACAAAUAGCAGCACCGCUACCAGCCAACCGACUCCGCGAUGCCAGGGCAUUCGAAAUAACCGGAACCGAUUUCGCUGGACCGCUGUACUACAAAAACGCGACUCCGAAAAGGAAAUCCAAGUCGGCGCCAUCCGUCGAACAAGUCAUUCCGGAACCUCCACCAGAAGAAGAGAACCCGGAUGCAGCGGAGCUUCCCACCGAAGAAGCUCCCGAAGAAGAAGACGAUGGUGACCAACUGGAUCCAGCGCACCAAAUCAACAAAAAGCAACCGAAAAGUUACGUGUGCAUCUUUAUUUGUGCCGUGACGAGAGCGAUUCAUCUGGAGUUGACCAAAGACAUGACGGCUCGCUCCUUAGCUCCUCUGUUAGCUUUCCGUCAAUUCUCCGCCAGAAGAGGCCCAGUGUCAGUGAUGUACAGUGAAAAUGCCCAAACUUUCCGUUGUGCGUCUCGUUAUCUUAAAAACAUUCGAUCCGACCCAUCCGUUCACGACCUCCUUGCCAUGAGAAGAACCAGCUGGAUCUUCUCCGUUAGCCUCGCUCCAUGGUGGGGCGGAUUCUGGGAGAGAAUGGUGAGGAUCACGAAAGAUCUAUUGAGACGAUCCAACGGGCGUGCAUGUCUCGCGUAUGACGAACUGGAAGUGAGUUUAAUCGAAACGGAAAGUGUGAUUAACGCGAGACCGUUGAACUACAUUGGAGAAGGAGCGGACGAUCCGCUCUCGAUUACUCCGAAUCAGUUUCUCAACAAUCGUCGUUCAACUUGUGCUACGGCGGAGCCAGCAGUCAAUCUAUUGGCUCCCGAUUCAACAAGUGAACUACUCAAGAAAAUGGAUCAGAACAGGCGUGAUUACGUCAGUGACUUGUGCUCGCGGUUCGUUUCCGAUUACCUGAUGCAGCUGGAUAAUUUCCACGCAAAAGGAGCGUCGGGCAGAAAAAUCCGCGUCGGAGAAGUCGUCGUAAUCCACGACAAACUUUCCAAACGGCUCAUGUGGGAGACGGGAGUAGUUAAAGAAUUACUCCCCAGCUGCGACGGCCUAGUCCGAUCCGCAAUAGUUAAAUUCCCAAACGGUGAAUUAUUAACCCGAGCCAUUCAAUGUUUAUAUCCCGUAGAACUGAGAGAAGAUCAACCGGAAGAUAUGGAGAUCGCAGACGGUGCAUUGAAUCCGGAGCCAGCUGAAGCAACUGCUCCGCAAUUUCCAAAUCCACCUGAUCCGGCUCCACUCCCAUUGCUUCCGAUCGAUCCAACUGACGUCGAAGAAGAUGAUCAUGUGGCCAAUGCGGCCGCUACUGACGUCGGCGAGGUCGAGUCCCAAGGCAUGGGCUCUGGUGGGGAGUAUGUUGGAAACGAAAGACGUCCCCAACGGCCGACGACGAGAUCCGGCCGGACAACCAGGAUUCCGGCCCAUUUACGGGAAUACGAUCUUCGGGGCCCCAGAUAG